Molecule: messenger RNA, 1324 nt
Organism: Microcebus murinus (gray mouse lemur)
Lineage: Eukaryota; Metazoa; Chordata; Mammalia; Primates; Cheirogaleidae
Gene: IL15RA
Product: interleukin 15 receptor subunit alpha
Biological process (GO): interleukin-15-mediated signaling pathway
Molecular function (GO): interleukin-15 receptor activity
Source: RefSeq, a predicted model, not a curated record
AUGACCCGGCUGCGGCCCCCCCGCGGCCGCCCGGCCCGCGCGCUCCCCGCGCUGCUGCUGUUGCUGCUGCUGCGGACGCCGGCGACGCGGGGCAUCACGUGCCCUACGCCCACCUCCGUGGAACACGCGGGCAUCCGUGUCAAGAGCUACAGCGUGCACUCCAGGGAGCGGUACGUGUGCAACUCGGGUUUCAAGCGCAAAGCCGGCACGUCCAGCCUGACCCAGUGCAUGUUCAACGAGACCACGCAGACCGCCCACUGGACGGCCCCCAACCUCAAGUGCAUCAGAGACCCCUCCCUGACUCACCAAAGGCCAGUGCCAUUCUCCACGGCAACAACGGCAAGGGUGACCCUACAGCCAGAGAGCCCAUCCCCUUCCGGAAAAGCGUCAUCUCCCGGGGCAGACACCACGGUGGCCGCAGAGACAGCCGUUGCACCGCACUCCCCCUCCAAGCCGCCCUCUGCAGGACCCCCAGGCCCGGGCGGGCAGGAGUCCUCCCAGGCCCCCUCCCAGACCACAGCCGUGGGGACCUCGGAAGGCACGCCCUCUGCCCCCCGCCAGCCGCCAGGUGCUAAUCCGUUCAGCUCCAGAAAUGCCACCGGUAAGUAUUCCCCUUGGUCCAGCGUGUUUGUGAUCAGGGUGACCUCUGUCCCCUGAAUGAAUUCAACAGAAAAUGGUAAAUAGUAGAUGCUCACAUAUUGCACGAGUGAGCCCAUGAUUAAGUGCAUCGGAGGGCUCAAAUGUUUUAAAUAAAUAUUUAAGAAAUGUAGUUCAUGGUUUCAUCGCCUUAAAUAUCUGCUGGUUCCCUUGGCAGCACUUACUGUCAGUAAUUUUACACUGUUAUUCCAAUAUCUGGUCUCUCAUCCCUGUCCUUGAAGACUCCUGAUUGUAGAAUAGAAGGUCAGGGUGCAGCAUUGACAUGACCACAUUGGUGGGCUAACCCAGGAGGGAGGAGUGUGUUGUUCAGGAUGGUUUUGUGCCUCUAGUCUUCCAUAUCUGAGAUGAAGUUGCUGCAGUCGACAUGCUCAGCCUUUGACAGGGGCUGUGUUGCCUCCUUCAGCCGUUCAUUGCCUGUAAACUGGGUUCCCAUUCUGUGCCCAGGUGUGGUCCUGAGCUGAUGAGAAAUGAGUGAGUGUCAUUAAAACGCAAAUGUCACUUUAAAUGUACUCCAGUGUGUGGAACUGUAAAGGCUUAAUUCGAUCCAGGAAGUACUUUGAGUGUCUGCUCCAAACCCAGCAUUGACGACGUGCUUCGUGCAAUAGGAUUUAGAAAAGAGGCCGGGCGCGGUGGCUCAUGCCUGUCAUCCUGGCACUCUGGGAGGCCA